CGAGGCCACACUUUGGAACGCAGCGCGCGUGCGCGCCGAGGGCAUCCGGCUUGUGCGCAAGUGCGGUCGUCACUGGGCAACUCGGGCGCAUGCGCCGCUGGUUUCCACAGUCCGCGGCGCUUGCGCAGUUGGAAUCUUGAACCGCUUCUAUUGUGGACCGUUCGGGCGUCGUGUUUGUGCCGUAGGCCGGUGUUCCAUGACGGUGUUGCCCCGAGGCCGAGAGACACGUCGGGGGUCGGAGAAGGGAGAAGGCGAGGGGAGAGUGUGAGGAUGGGCUGCGGCUUCUUUCCCGGGAUAUUGUAACGGCCUCGGCCUGGUCGGUCCGUGUGAGGAGGAGGCGCCAGUCGCUCCUCGUUGUUCCCGUCAGACAGAGAGUCAUGGAGCCCACGUUCCCUCCCAGUAUGAUCAUGUUCAGUCAUCUCCCUCCCGUCACCUCCUUCACCCGCCUCGGCUCAGACCUUCUCCCGCCUCCGACUCCUGCGCAGCUGCCGGGCCCCGGGGACAUGAUCCUGAAGAAGGAACCGGGCUCUCCGCCUCAUCACAGCGACUUCCUGCAGGGCCUGGCCGGGAUCAAACAGGAGAAGUUCGGGGAGCACGAGCAGUACCGAUACUACGGGGACAGACCGGCUGAGAUCGUGGAAGUGACGGUGGGAGGCCCGGGCUUGAUCCCAGAGCUGGGACUGAACAGAGAGCUGUUAAUAAGGGCAGAAAAAAAUGGCUACGACCCUACACAGAGUCCUUCCAACAAGAAGAUGAAGCGGCUUAACUCAGAAGCUCAGGAAGCAAAAUCCAAACGCAGGCGGAGCGACUCCUCUAAAUCUGUAGGUGGUGAUGGUGAAGCUGCUAGUUUAUCUCCAAAUCAGAAACCUCAUAUCUGUGAACACUGCAGUGCUGCUUUCAGGAGUUCCUAUCAUUUGCGGAGACAUGUCCUCAUCCAUACAGGUGAAAGACCUUUUCAGUGCAGUCAGUGCAAUAUGAGUUUUAUUCAGAAGUAUUUGCUACAGCGGCAUGAAAAAAUUCACAGUGGAGAAAAGCCUUUCAAUUGUGAUCAGUGUAAUAUGAAGUUUAUACAGAAAUACCACAUGGAAAGGCACAAGAGGACUCACAGCGGGGAAAAGCCAUACAAAUGUGAUACAUGCCAGCAGUAUUUCUCAAGAACGGAUAGGUUGCUGAAGCACAAGAGAACAUGUGGCGAAACUAUCAAUAAAGGAUCCAUGGAAGCUGGGUCAUCGAACCCUAGUCUGGAUAAUUUGUCGGGUAAUUUUGACUUAUCUCAGGGAAAUUCAAAUUUUUCUGGGCGAAAGAAAGGCAAGUCCAGAAAUGGCUCCGCACACAAGGACCAGAAGCCGAGCAUCAAACUUAAUGAGACCCAUUUGACACCUGGACUCAAUAUCCAAAAUUUUGCAGUGGAUGUUCCUCUAGUGUCUUCCAGCAGUGGAUCUGGCAUGGAUGACUUAAAUGCCAAGGUGCCAAAACUAGUUUUUAAGAAGGUAAGGGGGAAACAAGAGAAAAACGACCUCCAGUUGGAGGCUCAGUCAUCCAACAUGGUUAUUCAUAAACUUUCAGAGAAGAGUAAUAGCCCCUUGGACAUGGUGGAAAAUGCCGGUGUAGACACUAUGAACCUUCUGCACAGUUCAGGUAACAAAGGUCAUACAAGUAGCAAUUAUGACGAUGCAAUGCAGUUCCUGAAAAAGAGAAGGUAUUUGCAGGCUGCUAGUGGUAACGGUGCCUAUGCAGUGAAUGUAGGCCACAUGGUGUCUCAGCAGUCAGUUAUUCAGUCUGCAGUUUCUAGUGUUAUGGAUGGAGACAACCCAUUGACUCUUAUAGACUCACAGUCGCUGAAUGUCGAGAUAAAGAACUGUCAAGACAAGUCUGUUAUUCCCGACGAGGUGCUUCAGAGUAUUUUGGAUCAUUACACACACAAGUCGGUAGGCCACCCUGAUGUUCCUUUUAGCAUUUCUGAACACCAUGUAGAUCUGCACGCGACAGGAGACAGUGAUUUGGUACAGGACAACGUCUGUUCAGAUUCUCAAUCGUCCCAAAACGACAAGGCCAACAUGUUUCAAGAGUACUCCAAAUACCUUCAGCAAGCUUUGGAAAGAACAAGCCAUACAACUACUUUUCCACUUGGUCCCAGUUUACAGUUUGUCAGCUUGUCUUCAUCUCUCGCAAACCAUAAUUUGUUUUCUGACAAGCAAAUAUACACUACAUCGCCUCUCGAUUGUGGAUUCAAUCAGUCGGUCACAUCAGUAUUGCCAACUACCUUACCAAAGUCACAUUUUGGAAUGGUUGUGGGCCCCCAAACAGGGUUCUCCUUAUCCUUGGAGACAACACAUCAGCAGCUAACUCCUUCCCAGGAGCUGGCUGACCAAAUUGACCCACACAAAACCUUAGACGCAUCUGCCAACUAUCAGAUUUCAUCUCAGGAAUUGAAUGGGCAGAAAGAUCAGCAGAAGAACCUAGAGUCUACUUCAGGCUAUCACCUUCAACCUCAGGAGUUGGCAAGUACGCUAGAGCCACAGAAGGAUGUCCGACAGCGAGCUACCUGCCAGAUAGAGAACUUUGCACAAGCAUUUGGUUCUCAGUUCAAAUCUGGUAACAGGGUGCCAAUCUCAUUUAACACUACCACUGAUGGGGGAGUGGAUCACAGGUUGAGGACUUCAACUCCAGAAUUCUCAGGGUACACAAAUUUGCUAUCUGAUGUUCAUGACACAGGUAGUGCAAGAGUCAAGACUCCAACUAGUCAGAGUUUCAGGUGAGGCUGAGCGUAUUACUUGGCUCCAGAGGUCUUUUAAAAACAUGGUGUAUUUUUUAUUUUGAUAACACUGCCAUUAGAAUGUUUCUACACAAUCGUAAUAAGAAUUAUGUAACCUAUGCCCUGUCAAUGCAAAAUUUUUGUUUAUAUAUAAAGUGUUGUGAUAGUUCAGCCUGUAUCUAAUUUUUAAUCAAAAUUAGUUAGGAAAAAAAGGGGAGGGGGAGAGCCUGGGUAGCCAAAAUAUUUAAUUUGGGAGAUAAAGGUUUUUCAAUCAGCCUCUAAUUGAGAUAUUGAGGUGGGGGAGGUGAGGGAGGGGGGAGACUAGGAUAUAAAUGCCCAUGGUCUUAAAAAAACAAAAAAACUUGGGUUUCAAAUUUGUGGGCUCAGGAACCAAUAUUGAGGCUGAGGUCACGGAAUUAUAAAAAAAAAAAUGUGAAGUUAAUUUAACGUGUAAUUGGUUAUUUUUCCCAAACAAUCACAUUGAUGUCACAUGUUCAAAGUAGGUCACAUCUGUAGUCUGUUCCAUUAGCUCUGUUUGUUUACUCUCAAGAUUUGAACAUUUUUUGUCAAAUUAUGUAUGUACAGUUAUUUCCUUUCGAUAUACCUCAUUUUUACUGUUCAUGCAGCAUUCAGGAACAUAUGUAUUUCGCAAUAUCGUUUCGCUAUAAUAAAAAGAAACCGUUGUGUUACAAUUGUUUUAUAGAGGUGUCUAGAGUUUUAUAGAAAAGUGCAAAAUAAGAGAUAUUGACUAUAUCCGUAGAAGACAAUGUUUUUUUUCUAAUAGACCUAUUCAAUUGGCUCAACCACCCAGUGAAAACUUGAUGUAAAACGUAGAUCCUUGCAUUUUGCUCCACCAUAUCAUAUAUACAGAUGGACAGCAUUUUCCAUGGAAUUUAGGAAAAGGUUUGAAGGUUAGGCCCAAGAUAUUCCUGGUCUCUUUUAGUAGACUAUCAAGUCCAACGUGAAGUCAAAAGCCAAUUAAAUAGCAGAAGGCUUGUUUGGAACAAAGGUUACUUUUCGUUCCAGUGUUGAUAAUACAGUGUUACUCACCACAAACUCCUUAUGACUUCUAGGACCAAUAUGCAAAGUAUUUCCACCUUAUAAUUUUUCCUUAUACCUAAAAAUAUAUUUGGUUACGAUAACUCAAUCUUCAAAUAUUUUCCUUGUGCUUGGAUAUGAGUGCUAAACUAAAUAUCCUAAUAUAUCAGACACAUUUUAGUACAAGCUCCAUUUUUAAAGGUCCAACCCUUGGCUCAUAAAAGUCUAUAGAAUAUAUCAGACAUAUUUUAGUUCAAGCCCCAUUUUUGAGGUCCAACCCAUGGCUCAUAAAAGUCUAUAGAAUAUAUCAGACAUAUUUUAGUUUAAGCUCCAUUUUUGAGGUCCAACCCUUGGCUCAUAAAAGUCUAAAGAAUAUAUCAGACCCAUUUUAGUUUAAGCUCCAUUUUUGAGGUCCAACCCUUGGCUCUUAAAAGUCUAUAGAAUAUAUCGGAUACAUUUUAGUUCAAGCCCCAUUUAUGAGGUCCAACCCAUGGCUCAUAAAAGUCUAUAGAAUAUAUCACACAUUUUAGUUUAAACUCCAUUUUUGAGGUCCAACCAUUGGCUCAUAAAAGUCUAUAGAAUAUAUCAGACAUAUUUUAGUUCAAGCUCCAUUUUUGAGGUCCAACCCUUGGCUCAUAAAAGUCUAAAGAAUAUAUCAGACACAUUUUAGUUUAAGCUCCAUUUUUGAGGUCCAACCCUUGGCUCUUAAAAGUCUAUAGAAUAUAUCGGACACAUUUUAGUUCAAGCCCCAUUUUUGAGGUCCAACCCAUGGCUCAUAAAAGUCUAUAGAGCCCAAAGCAAAAAAAGUGUUCACCCAAGAUCUCAGCCUAAGUAAAGUAUCUAGCGUUGCUUAAAGGCAUUCUCCUCAAAUAUCUCCCUAACUGGCCUUCAGGCUGUGCUCCUCCUAUCCACUGCUCAUGGCCAGCCCCUAACCCUACAAGAAUUUAUAUUGUUUGAUUGUUGGUAAGGACAGGGUACGGAAUGUUUGUAGAAAUAUCACCUAAAUGACCUGACAUUGGAUUUGUUUUACAUUUUUUUGUCAUUUUUACUAGAUUGAAAUAUUUAAAAAUCAUAUCAAAUGAUCCACGUGUAUCAAUUUCAGGAAGUCUGUAUAUAAUAAAGACUGGAUCCAAUCAUGAUAACUCUUUAAAAUAUAAAUCAUGCUUAGCAGACUGAAAGGCACAUCAAACAUGGCCGAUAUUCCCACAAAAUAAAAGCCUCCCUGUAAUACGUGUAAAGGUGGCCUCACAGGUCGUUUUGCACAAUAUUCAGUACUUGUAUGGUGGGAGACGAGGCAACCGAUAUUGGUUGUCUCGUCAAUCAGCAAAGACGGAAAGUAAUUGAACAGCGGCAAAAGGAUCCUGCUGAAUCGUCAGAAAGAGGUAGAAUUCUAUCGUUUCUACAUCUGACGAUUAACGUUUGUAGUGAAAAAUAGUAACUGCUAUGACCACCUUAGAGCUGAUGAAUUUUUUCCAGAUUGUCUUAUUGGUUCACAACGACACAUUUCAUGUUUUUUUCCUUGGAAAUUAAACAUUUUCACAGCUAAAGCAGCACAGGAGUACCGACCUGGCUGCGUUUAGGCAUUUACUUGCUGCACACUCCCCUAGGGACAAAUGGGUUACCCAUAUUUGUUUUGCUCUGUAGUCCUCGUAGAGUAACUGGGGCUUAACAUGUAACCAUGGACACUUGCUAUUAUGGAAAUAUAACCACUAACCCCAGGAUAUCUGGUCGUGGGUUGGCUCUAGAGAAUUAAAAAUUCCAGUUAGUAUCCCUGUAGUUGAGCACCUAUUUCAAAGUAAUGCAGAUAUUCCUUUGAUCUGCCUGCUAUGAUUUGGUACUGUAUCAGAUUUAACAGCCCCAAUUGGAGGGAUUUUUAAGAGUAACAUCCAUGUGCCAUAAUGUCUGCAUAUGGUUCCCCCUUUAAGGAUAAAAUUGCAUUUAUCAUCAGGGGAAUUUAACCACAAUUUUUUUUAAAUUUCGAUAUAAGAUGCCACACGUUUCCUGCCAACGUGGCAUACACUUGUCUGCAAUAAUAAACAUUCUUGAGCCAGUGUUAAAGGGGGAACCAGCACUUGUACAACUGGCUAAGAUAUGCCAUGGUACAGGUUCGAUCCCACCUUAUUCCAUAGACUACUCUAGAAGAAUAUUAGUCUGCAAUAAUUUGCUGCAGACCCUAUUUAUCCUAAAAUCUAGUCGUUAACCUCGCUAGUGCUUCAGCUUCCCCCCUGUCCUAUUUUUUAAUCAACAUCAUAAAGCAAGUAUUAAUAGACACCGCCAGAUUCCGCAAUACCCCAAUAUUUUGCCUUUCGAGAUCGAUUCGACAGAGGUAGUCCCAUAAAUAAGAUGGAUCAGUCCAUUCAGCAUUUGUCUAGAUAUAAGUCAUCUCUUUUCAGCUCGGUAUGUUCUGUAUUAAAGAUGCAUUGUCCUUUUAGAAUGGGGUAAAUGCUUUUGAAAUCAGUAUUAAAGUAAAUAUAUUUAAAAAAUAUAUAUAUAGAUAUAUAUAUGAAAAUAUAUAUAUAUGUUCCUGUUUGUAAAUGAAUUAGCAGUGCAAUAAAACAUUUCAGAAAUUCUGCUUUUCUUUGCGCCAUGCAAGAAUAAUAUGCACGAUUUUUUUUUUGUUUUUUUUUGGAAUUCUUGAUUUUGAUACCCCCUCCCCUUUGUAAGAGAGAGCGAAAAUUCUCCGUGACCGUUGGUAAAGCCAUUUUUUUUUUUAAUAAAUGUAUGGAAGUAAAUUGGUUCUAGUUCUUUUUUGCUGCUGGAUAAAGUAAAGUUAUGCAUCUGCUGAAAGAAAAAGGAA
Messenger RNA from Xenopus laevis (African clawed frog), 6590 nucleotides. RefSeq names its product zinc finger protein 281 L homeolog (gene znf281.L). The transcript is spliced from 6 exons. Gene Ontology annotation, biological process: negative regulation of transcription by RNA polymerase II; regulation of transcription by RNA polymerase II. The coding region runs from base 378 to 2759 and encodes 793 amino acids. Lineage: Eukaryota; Metazoa; Chordata; Amphibia; Anura; Pipidae. The record is from RefSeq and is a predicted model, not a curated record. Gene Ontology annotation, molecular function: DNA-binding transcription factor activity, RNA polymerase II-specific; DNA-binding transcription repressor activity, RNA polymerase II-specific; RNA polymerase II cis-regulatory region sequence-specific DNA binding. Gene Ontology annotation, cellular component: nucleus.